This is a messenger RNA of Vespa crabro (European hornet), 1436 nucleotides long. Its product is annotated as interferon-inducible double-stranded RNA-dependent protein kinase activator A homolog. NCBI's taxonomy places the organism in Eukaryota, Metazoa, Arthropoda, Insecta, Hymenoptera, Vespidae. Bases 294 to 1436 code for a protein of 380 amino acids. The record is from RefSeq and is a predicted model, not a curated record. The transcript is spliced from 7 exons.
GAAAUUGUUGAGUUUAAUAUUAACGAAACCGCCAGUGGUGUAUAUCUGCGCAGAAAGCUGCGCGUAGUUAUGAGUCUAUAAAAAUUGUUCAUAUCGAAGUAUUGCCGCAGAGCCACAGACGAGAGGAAGGAUUCUCCGGUAGUCAGCGAACCAUUUUUCUGUCGUCAAACGGAUCAAGCUUUUUGUGAGACUUGGAUCGAUCACAAAAAGCGGGAUUCGCUUUUCGCAUAGGAAUUGGCCUGUUGAAGGAGUACCAGCUUAGUCGCAUAGAACCUUUAAAAAUUAUUUAUAAAAUGGAAGAAAUGCGUCAACAACAGCAGGUUGGGCCUACUAUGCUCUCCAAUGUAGGCAAUGUUCCCAACCAUUCAAAUAAUGCCCAUCGUCGCAGUAGAACUCGGAUAACAUUACAUGCCAUGAUGUCAGAGUCAUUAUCACUACCUGAAGCAGCUCGUUUAGAAAUGGAAGCAUUACCUAAUAAGACACCUGUAUCAGUUCUUCAAGAACUACUAUCUCGUAGGGGUACAAUACCUAAAUAUGAAUUAGUUCAAGUGGAAGGUGUCAUACAUGAACCUACAUUUCGUUAUCGAGUUACUGUUGCUGAUGUCGUCGAUCCAAUUGUUUCAGCAAUGGGGACUGGUAGAUCUAAAAAAGAAGCCAAACAUGCUGCAGCCAAGGCUGUUUUAGAUAAAUUAAUUGGAGUAAAUAUUGAGUCUGCAGAAUCUCCUCUUCCAAAAAGUUUAGCCGAUUCUCAAAAUCUACCAGAACUUGAAGGAUACGGAGAAGAAAAAGGUUUAACCAAUCCAAUUGGAGUUCUCCAAGAAAUGUGCAUGUCUCGUCAUUGGCCACCACCAAAAUAUACAAUGGAAGGUGAAGAGGGAUUACCGCAUGAAAGAAAAUUUACUAUUGUUUGUUCUAUUUUGAGUUUUCGUGAAGUUGGCUAUGGUAAAAGUAAAAAAAUUGCGAAGAGGCAUGCAGCUCAUAAAAUGUGGCUUACUCUUCAUGAUACAAACAAUCAAACUAAUAUGGAUGGAGAUGAGAUUAUGCAAAAGACUGCAAAUGUAAAUGCCCGUUAUGCUGACCUGAAAGGUAGCAAAAUUUCAACAUUAACAACGCCUCAUAGUCAUAAAGUUUCACUAUUUCACAAGAACCUCAAGUCUUCCACAGGUGUAAAACUUUUUGAAUUACAGAAUACUUGUUUGAAUGAUGGUGAUGUAAAUUUGGUACAAUUCUUGCAAGAGAUUGCUUCAGAACAACAGUUUGAAGUAACGUAUGUUGACAUUGAAGAAAAGUCUAUUAGUGGUAAAUGCCAGUGCCUUGUGCAACUGUCCACAUUGCCAGUGGCAGUUUGCUAUGGUUGCGGUGUAACCAGUAAAGAUGCUCAAGCCAGUGCUGCUCAAAACGCUCUUGAAUAUCUCAAGAUCAUGACCAAGAAGUGA